Molecule: messenger RNA, 429 nt
Organism: Lathyrus sativus (Indian pea)
Lineage: Eukaryota; Viridiplantae; Streptophyta; Magnoliopsida; Fabales; Fabaceae
Source: the annotation of a GenBank genome assembly
AUGGAGGAAGCAUCAAAAACCAUUGCACACCAAAUCGGAGGUAUCCAAAACGACGUGCUUCGAUUCGGACUCCCCGGAGUUAAAAGCGACAUCGUUGGCGCUCACCCUCUCGAAUCAUCUCUCCAAUCUGUAAGGGGAGUGGAAGAAGCUAUGAAGAGGCAAUGCAAAGUGAACCUGUAUGGAGCUGCUUUUCCACUGAAGGAGGAACUCGAUAGGCAAAUACUUUCUCGGUUCCAGAGGCCUCCUGGGGUAAUUCCUUCUUCAAUGCUGGGUUUGGAGACUGUUACAGGAAGUCUUGAUCACUUUGGUUUCGAGGAUUUUCUAAACGACCCUUGCGAAUCAGAGACUUUCCGGCCAUUGGAUAUGCAUCAUGGAAUGGAAGUUCGCCUUGGGAUAUCUAAAGGACCGGUCUACCCAAGUCUUAUAUAA